Molecule: messenger RNA, 9095 nt
Organism: Phyllopteryx taeniolatus (common seadragon)
Lineage: Eukaryota; Metazoa; Chordata; Actinopteri; Syngnathiformes; Syngnathidae
Gene: capn5b
Product: calpain 5b
Exons: 14
Coding region: 575-2593 (672 amino acids)
Biological process (GO): proteolysis
Cellular component (GO): cytoplasm
Molecular function (GO): calcium-dependent cysteine-type endopeptidase activity
Source: RefSeq, a predicted model, not a curated record
GCGGUUGACAGCCGAGUGUGAAGUGGUUGGAAUGAGAUUCAGCACCUUGAAAUCUAAGGCCAUGGUCCUCAGUCUGAAAAAGAUGUUUGGGUGCCAUCCCUAGUGAGCGAAGAAUGGAGUGGGAGAUCAACAGACGGAUUGGUGCAGCGUCUGGAGUGAUGCGGACUCUGCAUCUGUCCAUUGUGGUGAAGAAGAAACUGAGCCAAAAGGCAACGCUCUCAAUUUACCUGUUGAUCUAUGUUCCGACCAUCACCUAUAGUCACCUAUGGUUGUCUGGACACGCCCUUAGAGAUAGUCUGAGAAGCUUGGUCAUCAGGGAGGGGCUCAGAGUAGAGCUGUUGCUCCUCCGCAUCAAGAGGAGAGAGAUGAGGUGACUCAGGCAUCUGGUAAGGAGUUCUGAGCAUGACCCACCAGGAGGAGGCCCCUGGGAAGACCCUGAACAUGCUGGAUGUCUCUCGGUUGGCCUGGGAACGUACCCCAGAAGAGCUGGAUAUAGAAGCUGGGUAGAGGGGAGUCGGGGCUUCUCCCCUUAUGUUUCUGCCGCCGUGACCUGACCUCGGAUAAGCGGAAGAAGAUGGAUGGCUGGAAUUCAUAUGACGCAAGUCCCCGGCCUGCGCCAGUUGAUGUUUUUAUAGCGUCUUUUCCCUCUGCGCAGGGCUGCAGCAUGUUUGCGUCGGUGAUGGCCUUUGAGGGACAGCAGUACUCCACUCUGAAGAGGCAGUGCCUGCAGAGCGGCCUGCUCUUUGAGGACCCCCGCUUCCCCGCCACCGAUGACUCACUUUUCUACCAGGGCAACAGGAUCGGACGCGUGGUGUGGAAGAGGCCGCGGGAGCUGUGUGAGGACCCUCACUUGUUCGUGGAUGGCAUCAGUGCGCACGACCUCCACCAGGGGCAGCUGGGGAAUUGUUGGUUUGUGGCGGCCUGCUCCAGUCUGGCCUCGAGAGAGUCCCUAUGGCAAAAAGUGAUUCCCGACUGGAAGGAGCAGGAGUGGGACACGGAGAAGCCCGACUCGUACGCCGGCAUCUUCCACUUCCGCUUCUGGCGCUUCGGCGAGUGGGUGGACGUAGUGAUCGACGACCGGCUGCCCACCGUGGACCACCAGCUGGUCUACUGCCACUCCAAUGACAGCAAUGAGUUCUGGAGCGCGCUGGUGGAGAAGGCCUAUGCCAAAGUGUACGGCUGCUACGAGGCUCUGGACGGCGGCAACACAGCAGACGCUCUGGUGGACUUCACGGGCGGGGUCUCAGAACCCGUGGACCUGCUGGAGGGUCAGAUGGCAACGGACGAGGCGGCCCGCAAUCAGCUGUUUGAACGAGUCCUCAAAGUGCACAACCGAGACGGCCUUAUCAGCUGCUCCAUUAGGGCAACCACGGUGGAGGACAUGGAGGCGCGGCUGGACUGCGGCCUGGUGAAAGGCCACGCCUACGCCGUGACCGACGUCCGGAAAGUGCGGCUGGGUCACGGGCUGCUGGCGUUUUUCAAGUCGGAGAAGCUGCAGAUGAUCCGCAUGAGGAACCCCUGGGGGGAGAAGGAGUGGAGCGGCCCUUGGAGCGACAGUUCGGAGGAGUGGAACAAGGUGAGCAAGAGCGAGAGGGAGAAGCUCGGCGUCACCGUGCAGGACGACGGCGAGUUCUGGAUGACGUUCGACGACUUCUGCCAGUACUUCACUGACCUGAUCCUGUGCCGACUCAUCAACACGUCGUACCUGAGCAUCCACAAGACGUGGGAGGAGGAGGUGAUGCAGGGCUCCUGGGUCCACCGCCAGGAUCCCCUGCGCAACCGCUCGGGCGGCUGCAUCAAUCACAAGGUCACCUUCCUCCAGAACCCUCAGUACGUGUUUGACGUGAAGAAGGUGGAGGAUGAAGUGCUGAUCUGCUUGCAGCAGAAGGAGAAGAGAGCCACGCCCAAAGAGGGGAAAGGGGAGAACCUUGCCAUAGGUUUCGAUAUCCACCAGGUGGAGGUGAACCGCAAAUACCGCAUGCACUCGGCCCAGCAGAAGGUGGCGGGCUCCAUCUACAUCAACUCGCGCUGCGUCUUCCUCAGGAAGGAGAUGAAGGAGGGCCGCUACGUCAUCAUCCCCACCACCUUCGACCCGGGCCAGCAGGGAGACUUCCUGCUCCGCGUCUUCACCGACGUGCCUUCGGACUGCAAAGAGCUGACCCUGGACGAGCCUCCUCAGACGUGUUGGACGGGCAUGUGCGGCUACCCUCAGCUAGUCACGCAGGUGCACGUUCUCAACGCAGAGGGUCUGCAGGGACAGGAUUCCAAUGGAGCGGUAGACCCGUACGUGAUCAUCACCUGCGAAGGCGAGAGGGUCCGCUCGCCGGUUCACAAGGACACCCGGUGCCCCAAUUUUGACAUCAAGGGUCUGUUCUACCGCAAGAAACCCAAAGAGGGAGUCCACAUCGAGAUCUACAACAAGAACAUGAUCGUGGACACGUUCCUGGGUCAAGUGGUGAUGUUCAGCGACCCCAACGAGCGUCAGGAGCAGCACACGCUGCACCUCCGAGACAAGGGCAGUCGCCAGGACAGCGACCUGCCCGGCACGCUCACUGUGCGCCUCAUCACCUCCACCACGCUCACCAACAUCUGACCGCCACUCUCUUUCCCCGGUUUCUCUCGCCAAAUUGUUUGCUUUCCCCAAAUCUCUCGCCAUGUUUCCGUUAUGUUUCUCUUGCCAAUUGUUUUCUUUCCCCCUUUUCCUCUCAGAAAUGUAUUCUUUACCCUAUUUCUUUUGCCACUUUUCCCCCACGUUCCUCUCACCAUUUUUUUUCAACAUUUUUCUCAUCAAUUUUUCCGUCGUCAAUUCUCACCAUUUUUUUUUUCUCACCCCAUUUCUCUCCCUUUUUUCUACCCCCAUUCCUCCCAUUAAUGUUUACCUUUCCCUUUUUUCUUACCAAUUGUUUUCCCUUUCUCCACUUCUCUCCUCAAUUUCCACCAUUUCGCUCCUCAUUUUUAUUUUCUUUCCCAUUUCUCUUGCCAAUUUUUUUCUUUCCCUGUUCCUGUUUCCAAUUUUUUUCCCCCCACCAUUUUUUUUCUCGGCAAUUUUUUUUUAGACAUUCCCCCGUUUCUCUCGCCAAUUUCUCCAACCUUUAAACUGACAUUUUAAUGGCCUUUAUUUACUUCAAUAUCUUUGUUCAGUGUCGCUGCUCGCGUUGCGUCGUAGGUUUCGCCGCUGAAAAAAAGGCCAAAAUAGAACGCGUCCUCUAUCUUUUACUUUUUCACUGUGCGAAAUCACACCCACAUGAGAUGCACAUGUAUUACAUAUGCAGACAUUUCUGCUCUCCCAUGCAUGUGCCAACGUCUCCAAGGGCUAUGCAUUGCCUUAAGGCUGCGUCUGUCUGUCUUUCACAUGGAUUGGGGUCAAGGGUGGGUCAGGUGGGUUUUUCGCUGUCUGUCAGCUGUCUGACUUCGUGUUCGUGUGGCCGCCAUGUUUGUUUAGAGAAGGGUUUCCCAAACCUUGGCGCAGGCCCAUCAAUGUGCCCCAAAAACUAUGAACCCCCAUUGAGCAUGUAGCUAUGUUGAUUUUGCCCUUGCGCACUACAGUUUUCACUCUGCGACUGGUUUUGGGCCCCCUUCCUCUCAGUUUGGGAAACCCUGGUUUCUAUCAUGGCAGCAUCUUACUUUCUCUUUUCUACCCGUAUAUGCUGACAAUGCAUUUUGUAUCCGUGGCUCCAGUUCAAUUUUUGGCGAGCAUGCACCGUCGUCCCUCAACCCCACCCCAGCCUCGGACGAAAGCCAACAGCCGCAAUUGUGAGACCUCGCUUUUUCCCGUCUUCCUUCACUUUCAAACCGAGACGCUUCUCUGCCGGAUGCUAUGGACGACCUUCGAACCGCAUGGCCUGGAAAGACUUCUUUUUUCCACCCGUGCUGCACAUCUCUGCGGUCGUAGCUUAGUAGCUGGCGCCUGUCCUCGGAGUUGCUACCCCCCGCUCCUAAACAAGCGCUUUACGGGACCAAAGAGCAGCCAGCCAGCCAGUCAGCCCCCGCUCCUUUGUAUCCCUUUCCAACUGGCACUUGGGCUCGAGCCUAGCGAUAAAAUGCCACCCCCUGUGCCACAUCAUCUUCUUAACGGCAACACCACUGCCUGACACUGUGUGUGUGUGUGUGUGUGCGUGUGCGUGUGCGUGCUACUUAAACUUGUGUAUUUGGGCGAAUGUAUAUCUGUUGAUGUGAGGAAUGGUUGCGAAACCGGCAGAUUACCAUUUAUUGGGAACACACACCUUCCACUUUUGUUUGUUUUUUUUGCUGGGGGAAAACCAUGAAGAAGGCGAAAAACCUGCCAAACAAACAGUGCCAUGGUGGUUUCAGUCCAGGUUUGCCUCCUUAAAAAAAUGCAACUUUGGGGUCCUUUUCUUGGAUUUUUCUUGGAACAGUCACUGGUACUUUGUAUUCUGUUGAUUUACCCUUCUUUAUAGGGCUGGGCAUUCAAUUUAGCAAUCAGUUAAUUGAUUAUAAAUGAUUUAGAAAAGGGAAGAGGAAAAAAAUCGAACCCCUUUCACAUUUCUGUAAUGAGUCCUAAUGAGAUAAUUUCAUAACUUGCACUUUGAAACUUUAUGUAAUCUUUUUUUGAAAGUCAACCUGAAAUGUUUCUGGCUACAUCUUAUUACGUCAAUUUUGAACACUGACACUGAAUAGAAGUCGACCUGGCAAUUUUCCUGCUUAGAUGUCCGUAGCCCCUUUUAUUUAUACUGUCUGGAAAAGCCGAUAUUUUCCGCCAUGUAAAUUUGUACGGUUUUCGAGGUAGUGUCAGAGCUGUAUCAAAUGCGACGGGUGGCUUUUGUUUAUGGAGAGCUCUUAAGCUGCAAUUUUGCGUGUUUUGUGUGAAAAGCGUCUCGUCUCCAAUGUUCUAAACACCUUUUUCGAUGUCCUCAAGAUAAUCAACAAUCGAUGCUACACAUUGCACAGACUUCUCAACAACCAAAAUUCCCUAAAUUCUCUACAAUAUUCUCCACAAUAGACAAUUAUGGUGUUUCUUUUACGUUGAAUGUAAGACAAACAUUUCUAGUUCGCUCCUCGCCAAUUAGAUUUUUUUUUUUUUUUUUACCCGCCCGCCAAUACUUGAACUGUUACACACUUACGUGGCAUUUACUGUAUGUGAGCGCACACACUUUUGGUGUACAGCAUCUUGACAAACGCAUGACUCGUUUUUUCCACAUCCUUGUAUUGUACCAUCCAAACUGUAUCCUGCUUUUGCUUUUUUUUUUUCUGUGAGGUAAUGGUAGUUCGUGUGAUCAUAUCAGCGGGCUGGAUUGAUGCUGUGUGCGUAGCGAUGCUUUCGUGAUGCCGUUUAGGUGCUACAUCAUCCCCCCCCCGUUGUUGUCGUUGCAUUGGAAAAGGGACAGAAAAUGAGGGUUACGAUGGUAGUAGUGCCAACAUUCUGAGGCUGAAGUGUCCUUGAGUAAGGCGCCAAGUUCAGUGGAGCCGCCCAAAUGCCAAUGAACGGGGUAGCUUGGAUUUCAUUCCCGGAGAUUAUUGGUGCCAAAAAAAAGUGGCUAUAUGACAGCUGGCCUAGUUUUAGAAAAAUAAAUGCCCUACUACCAAUAAUAAUCGACCUUUUGAGGUAGAUUUAAUCAGGGUUUACAUUACAGACUCCGAACAGUUAUUACACACACGGUUGUUCUGCAAAUAGUGGCAGACUCAACUGCAAAUGGAGCGAGGUGUCUAUUAGGGGUGAGGCCUUUAAUUUUGGAAUAAUAUGUAAGAAUGUUACCAGUGUAUUAGACUACAUGUCAAACAGGAAUUUAAAAGGAAAUGGGAGCCACACAACAUUGUGGAGUGACGGCCUGUCAAACUGCUCCAAUGUUUGGGUUGUCGUUAAUGUGCCAUCGUAUUCUUCAUUAUUUGCUUUAUGGAUGAUAAACCUUCCUUAAACUGAUGCAUGUGCCAUUUUAAAAUGUUGUUAUAGUUUAUUGAAUCCAUGUAUUUUUACAUUUUUUUAAUUUUUAUUUAUUUUUUUUAAAUAAUCAUGUAGCCUUUUGUUGAUUUGUGUGGAUGUGACAUGCCAAUAAUACAGCUAAUACAAAGCGGUGAUGCGUACGAAGAAGCAUUAGCGGCACACUGGAAAGAAGAAAAGUCGUAAUCUUAUGAAAAUAAUGUAAUUUUGAUAUCUAAUGUUGUAAUAAAUGCAGAAUAUUUGGAUUAUAUUGCGGAUGAAGUUUUGAUUUUGUAAGAAAUCAAUUUGAAUAUUAUGGGAAAAUCUGUAUGUUAUGGCAUAAACUCAUAAUAUGAGAAAGAAUCUGCAAAAAAUCUGCAAUAUUUACAUGAAUCUUUGUAAUACUUAAAGUUGUACUUUUAAUAUUACUAUAAUUGUAAUAUUUUCUAGUGUAAUUCUAUUCUCAUCGAGUGAAGAUUUUUCCAUUUGUGAUCAUGUAUUUUGAUGGAAAAAAAGUAGUCAUUUCAAAAUGAGUUUGUAAUAUUAAAUAAUUAAAUAUGAAAUAUUACAACUUAAUGUCGUAAAAUGAUCCCAUAAAAUUAUUCUGUUCUCGAAAACAUUGCAAUUUUUUGUAAUGUCACAUUAUUCUUGUAAAAAUGACAUUCUGAUUAGAGUAAAAUCAGCAUGUUAUUAAUCGUAGAAUUACAAGUUUAUUCUUCUAACAUAAAAAUACUAUGUCUUAAAUUAUCACAUUUGUAUUCGUAGAACUACACUUUUCUUGUCCCAACAUUUCACUUUUUUCUUGUGAAAUUACAUUUAAUUAACUAUUCUCAUUAAAGUACAAGUCACUUCUUGUCAAAUUAUCACAUUGUUAAUCAUGGAAUUACAACUUUCCCCCACGCAAUGCUACAACUUAAACCUUGUCAAAUUCUUUUUUUUUUUUUUAUUUCUUGUGAAUAUUUUCUUGUACUCUUACGACGUUUUUCUCCGAAUAUUGACUUGUGACAUGUUCUCAUAACUUUUACGACUUUUCUUCUGGUUACUAUCUGAGCCGAAUACGUGUAUGUUAUAUUGUUUGGACACGGGGAGAAAGGUAUUGAUCCCCAUCCGAAAAACUGAAAAUCUGAAUCUUAUUGAUGUGUUUUUAAUUUUGAAAAGAUGCUUACGACAUUUGGUUCAUCUCGUUGGAUUUCACUGUAAUGUAUAAAACCCUGUCGGAAAGUACCCGAGUUUCCCCCUUUCUCUCGAUGCCAAGUCGCUGCCGUGACUUUUUGUACGAGAAUGCCAGUGCAUGUAGCAAAAACGGCUUUGAAUUCAUGGCAAAAUAUCUAUAUUUCUAUUUUGGGGACAAAAAAGAAGCCACAUGGCAAAUGCGCUAUUGCUACUUUGAUAAACACACCAGGCUCGUGUUGCACUCGCGCAUGCAUUUGGACUGUUUUUCUAUUAAAUAACCUGUCGUGUGUGUAUAAACGUAGCAGCGAUCAGCCGCGUUUUGAUGGACGCUACGCAGGCUAGCGCUGAUGCUGUUUCUCACUACCUCUGCUGGUCAUUCAGAGGAAUUGCGUACAUUGCUAGCUAGGGUGAUUUUUUGUGGCUUUUAUCCCAUCCCGUUGUUGCGUGUUGAAAACAAUGGCCACGUUGCAUCCUGCUGCAUGAAAACCACGCAAAAUGAAAUAUUACAAGAAAUAUUUUGGUAAUGUUAAGAGAAUAAAGUCGUAAUAAAAACGAUACUUAUAUACUUGUUCGUACGGGGAAAGCAAGUCAUAGUUAAAAAAGUUUUUUAAUUUUAAAAAACUGAGAUAAAAAAGUUGUAAUAGAUUGAGGAAAUAUUAGCAAUAUUAUGAGAAUAAAUUUGUAUUUUUUUUGUCAGGAAAAUGUCAGAAUUUUGAUAUUGUUCUGAUGAGAAUUUUUAAUAAUAUGACUGUUCUCAUAAAAAAAAUGUUAGUUGUUCUCGUAAAAUUACAUUUUUCUCAUAAAAUCACGACUGUUCUUGUAAAACUACGAUUUUAUUCUGGGGAAAUUAUUCACGAGAAAUGAUUUCUUUAAUCUCGUAAAACAAUGACUUUUUUCGUGAAAUUACAAUAUUUGUCGAGUAAAAUUACGACGUUGUCCUUGUCUUGAAAUUUCAACUUUAUGCAUGACUAUCCUCGAAACUGGACAUUUUCUUCCUGUAAAAUUAUGAUUCUAUAGUCAUAAAAAAAUUAUGCCUUUAUUCUCUAGAAAUUACACAUUUUUUCUUGUAACUUGACAACUUUAUUCCCGAAAAAUUACAAUUUUAGUUAUCUAAAAUUAUGACUUAAUUCUCUAGAAAAUAUGAUUUUUUUUUUCUUGUAACUUGACAACUUUAUUCAUGAAAAAUUACAAUUUUAGUUAUCUAAAACGAUGACUUAAUUCUCUAGAAAUUAUCCUUUUUUUUCUUGUAACUUUACAACUUUGUUCACGAAAAAUUAAAAUUUUAGUCAUCUAACAUUACGACUUAAUUCUCUUGAAAUUAUGACUUUAUUUAAAAUUCCGAUAUCAUUUUCUGCAAAUGUUGACUCUAUUCUCAUACGUUACAACUUCCCAUAAGAUAACGUCAGAAGAGGAUGUGCAUUUGCUAGCUCGCUAGCUUUUAUUCCUCCCUGUUCUUACGUCUUGAAAACCAAUGGCCAUGUUGCAUCCUGCUGCACGCAAACCACACGAGCAAUCAAAUCAAUUUGACGCUGUGCAUUGCCGACAACGUCAUUGCGUUGGCUUUUCCUGCCGCGGUCGACACGGAAUAUCGAGACGGGAAUGAGCUUGUGAUGGUUCUUGUACUCUUCUGCUCGGAGACUGGAAAACCUUACUGCAUGGUGGCACUUCUAGAAGACCUUUUAUCAGUAUUUUAUAGCCUUGUUGAUUUUAUAUAUCUAUAUACAGUACAUAUAUAAAUAUAUAUACAGUAUAUCUCUAUAUCUAUACCCACUUUACCUUGGGAUAAAGCCGGUAUGAUUAGCUAUCUAGCUAUCGGAGAGCUGUACUUGUCCGUUGUAUACUGUGUGCUUCUUUGUGUCUUCUGUUUAUUUAUUGUUUUGCCUUUGACUUGAUGCCCGCGCUUUCCCUUCUCGGUUACACUGUGCUUAUUUUAUAGCUACGAUCUGGGGGGGGGAAAAAAAUCAUAUUUUACUUUUUUUUUUUUUUUUGGGCAUUUGUAUUUAAUGUCAACUUGUGGCAUGACUUUGAAAUAAAACUGAAAAUUGUA